UCUCUCUCUCUCCCUCUUUCUCCUCUCUCUUGUAUCGCUAUAAAUUACUACCUUACUUCCUCUCCUGAAUUGGACUUAUCACAAACCAUUUUCAAAAUUUUUAUUCACAAAAAAAAAUAAAAAAUAACAAAGAUGGUGGUCAUUCAAAACAACAACCAACAGGGCUCCUCGUUGUUGUCUAAGAUGGCAACAAACAAUGGACAUGGCGAAGAAUCUCCAUAUUUCGAUGGUUGGAAGGCAUAUGAUAGCGAUCCAUAUCAUCCUACCCAGAAUCCCAAUGGGGUUAUCCAAAUGGGUCUUGCAGAAAAUGAGCUAUGCUUUGAUUUGAUUCCAGAGUGGGUUGUGAACAACCCAAAAGCUUCCAUUUGCACAGCUGAAGGAGCAAAGGACUUCAAGGAUAUUGCUAUUUAUCAGGAUUAUCAUGGCUUACCAGAGUUCAGAAAUGCAGUGGCUAAGUUUAUGGGGAAAGUCAGAGGAGACAGAGUCAGAUUUGAGCCAGAUAGGGUUGUGAUGAGUGGUGGAGCAACUGGAGCUCAUGAAAUGUUGGCCUUCUGCUUGGCUGACCCUGGUGAUGCAUUUUUGGUGCCCACACCAUAUUAUCCAGGAUUUGGUCGAGACUUGAAAUGGCGAACAGGAGUACAACUUGUUCCAGUUGUUUGUAAGAGCUCAAACAAUUUUAAGGUCACCAGAGCAGCCUUGGAAACAGCAUUGGAGGGAGCCAAAGAGGCCAACAUCAAUGUCAAGGGCUUGCUCAUAACCAACCCAUCAAACCCGUUAGGAACUGUCUUAGACAGAGACACAAUGAGAACCCUAGUGAGCUUCAUUAAUGAAAACAACAUCCACUUAGUCUGUGAUGAGAUAUACUCUGCCACAGUCUUCAACCAACCCGAUUUCAUCAGCAUCGCAGAGACAAUAGAGGAAGAAAAACAAUGCAAUCGCGAUCUCAUCCACAUUGUUUACAGUCUCUCAAAAGAUAUGGGCUUUCCUGGUUUCAGGGUUGGCAUUGUUUAUUCGUACAACGAUGCAGUGGUGAGUUGUGCACGUAAGAUGUCAAGUUUUGGGCUUGUUUCAACCCAAACUCAACGCCUGAUUGCAUCAAUGCUAUUGGAUGACAAUCUCAUUCAAAAAUUCAUGUCUGAGUCUGCAAAGCGGCUAGCUAAAAGGCAUGAGCUCUUCACAAAGGGGCUUGCUGAAGUUGGCAUUGAUAGCUUGAAGAGCAAUGCCGGGCUCUUUAUUUGGAUGGAUUUGCGUAGGAUGCUUAAGGAUCCAACUGAGGAAGCUGAGAUGGCACUGUGGCGUAAGAUAGUCCACGAAGUCAAGCUCAAUGUUUCGCCUGGCUCAUCUUUUCACUGCUCAGAGCCGGGUUGGUUUAGGGUUUGCUUUGCAAACAUGGAUGAUGAUACCAUGAGAGUUGCGCUGUCAAGGAUUACGAACUCCAUGCUUCAAACCAAACAGGAACCACCAAGGAGGCAAUGUAGGCGAAACAAUCUUCAAGUCAGCCUGUCAUUUCGAAGGUUGGAUGAGAUUGUGAUGGCACCGCACAUGAUUUCCCCUCACUCUCCUAUUUCUUCACCACUUGUUCGAGUAGGACAUAAAUAGAACAUAAUAGAUCAAUCAAUCAUUAUAGUUAACCAGAAGAACCAUACAUUGUUUGAUUCUUGCAUUCAAUUCACAUAUGCAUUUUCAUUACUAGGGCUAGGCUCAUCAACCUAAUUCACAUAUCCCCUCCCUCCCCUAUUUCUUCACCACUUGUUCUAGCUACUAGAUAGAAUGAAUAAUCAAAUGUUGUAGUUAAUAAAAAGUACGAUACAUUGUUUGAUUUUUGUAUUCAAUUUCGGGCUGCGAUUUGCAAACAAUUGUGACUUCACAAAUGUAUAUGCAUUAGGCUCAUCAACCUAAUUGCCUUCAUCUUUUUUUUAAAUGUUCAUCUUCUAUCUUUUUCAGGUUCUUUCAUGGCCCAAUUCUUUAACAGAUCUGU
Molecule: messenger RNA, 1978 nt
Organism: Camellia sinensis
Lineage: Eukaryota; Viridiplantae; Streptophyta; Magnoliopsida; Ericales; Theaceae
Product: 1-aminocyclopropane-1-carboxylate synthase
Biological process (GO): amino acid metabolic process; biosynthetic process
Molecular function (GO): transaminase activity; pyridoxal phosphate binding
Source: RefSeq, a predicted model, not a curated record